Molecule: messenger RNA, 569 nt
Organism: Diprion similis
Lineage: Eukaryota; Metazoa; Arthropoda; Insecta; Hymenoptera; Diprionidae
Gene: Ssb-c31a
Product: activated RNA polymerase II transcriptional coactivator p15
Exons: 4
Coding region: 26-523 (165 amino acids)
Biological process (GO): positive regulation of transcription initiation by RNA polymerase II
Molecular function (GO): transcription coactivator activity; DNA binding
Source: RefSeq, a predicted model, not a curated record
UGCAGAAGUACCAUGGAGGAAUAAUAUGCUCCGUGGAAGUACCCUCCAUGUGCAGAACACUGGAAUGUUUGUACACCUGCUUAACUCCAGGAAUUGCCGCAUUUUCAACUCGUUAAUACUUGUCCAAGUAUACACAGAUCUAUCCUUCAGUACUCCGAUAAUGCCGAAGUCAAAAAAGUUUGUGGAGUCAAGUGAUGACAGCAGCGACUCGGAGCCAAAAUCAGAGAAAAAAGUAUCGAACAACUCAAAAAGAAAAACUUCAGAUGCGGAGGCAACCCAGAGCAAAAAGCCAAAGAAAGAAAACAAAAAGGAAGAAGACAAUGUAUGGGAUUUAGGAAAUAACCGGCAAGUUACGGUUAGAGAAUUCAAAGGAAAGAUAUUGAUUGAUAUACGAGAAAUGUAUUACGAUAAAGAAGGAGAAUUGAGGCCCGGUAAAAAAGGAAUCAGUUUGAACACGACCCAGUGGCGAAAAUUUGUGGAUGUAGUUGCAGACGUUGAUGAAGCUGUUAAAUCUGGGUGUUGAAAUAACCAGUGAUAUCUAAUAUUAAUAACAUAUGUUUUACUUCUGG